Penicillium odoratum is the source of this 969-nucleotide messenger RNA. Its product is annotated as AHA1 family protein. Gene Ontology annotation, cellular component: cytosol. Lineage: Eukaryota; Fungi; Ascomycota; Eurotiomycetes; Eurotiales; Aspergillaceae. The record is from RefSeq and is a predicted model, not a curated record. The transcript has 3 exons. Gene Ontology annotation, molecular function: ATPase activator activity; protein-folding chaperone binding. Bases 1 to 969 code for a protein of 322 amino acids. Gene Ontology annotation, biological process: protein folding; positive regulation of ATP-dependent activity.
AUGGUUCUCCACAACCCCAACAACUGGCACUGGGUGAACAAGGACGCCUCUGGCUGGGCCAAGGCGUACCUUGAAGAGCACCUGACUGUUAUCAGUGCUGAGGAAGGGGGCGUGUCCGCCAAAGUAGACAAGGUUGUGUCGAUGAAUGGCGACGUAGACGUCAGCCAGCGCAAGGGCAAGGUCAUUACCCUGUACGAUGUCAAGCUGUCUCUAGAGUAUUCAGGUAAGACCAAGGACGGCGAGGAGGUCACCGGUUCCAUCAACAUCCCCGAGGUAGCCCACGAUACCGAGGAAGAUGAGUACGUCUUCGAGAUUGAGAACUACGCAGAUGCCUCCUCCAAGGCGCCUGUAAAGGACCUUGUCCGCUCGAAGAUCCUCCCUCAACUUCGCGUGGCCCUCGCCAAGCUCACCGGUGCUCUCAUUACUGAGCACGCAAAGGACCUCCAACACGCUAAGGACCAAGACUCCUCCCGCGGUUUCACUCCAGCUCCCGUCUACCCCCAGACCCCCAAGCCCCAGGCUGCCCCGGCUACCGCCACCACCACCACAUCCUCCGACAAGGUCGCCGUCAAUACCACCACUGUGACAGCCUCGGAUGAGUUCCGCACUACCGCCGAGGAGCUCUAUAUCACCUUCACCGACCCGCAACGCCUUGCCGCUUUCACUCGCGGUGCCCCUCGCCAGUUCGAGGGCGCCCAUGUUGGUGGCAAGUUUGCCAUCUUCGACGGCAACGUGACCGGCGAGUUCGUUAAGCUUGAUUCCCCCAAGCAGAUCGUGCAGAAAUGGCGUCUGGCUCAGUGGCCUGCCGGUCACUUCAGUACCCUUGAGAUCAACUUCGACCAGAACAACGUCGAUGGCGUGACUCAGCUGCGGGUCGAGUGGUCCGGUGUCCCCAUUGGACAGGAGGAUGUCACCAAGCAAAACUGGGAUGUGUACUACGUCCGCAGCAUGAAGCAGACUUUCGGGUAA